Molecule: messenger RNA, 2426 nt
Organism: Triplophysa rosa
Lineage: Eukaryota; Metazoa; Chordata; Actinopteri; Cypriniformes; Nemacheilidae
Gene: nr2f6b
Product: nuclear receptor subfamily 2, group F, member 6b
Exons: 5
Coding region: 303-1517 (404 amino acids)
Biological process (GO): cell differentiation; negative regulation of transcription by RNA polymerase II; anatomical structure development
Molecular function (GO): zinc ion binding; RNA polymerase II cis-regulatory region sequence-specific DNA binding; nuclear receptor activity
Source: RefSeq, a predicted model, not a curated record
ACCACUCACAGAGAGAGAGAGAGAGAGAGAGAGAGAGAGAGAGAGAGAACAGAACGAGGCUUGUUGGUCAGUCACCACAGACACUCAUAGGUCAUCUGUCUCUCCGGGCUGUUGGGUCUCAUGGUUUACUCAUGAAUGAAGAAAGGCAGAGGAUGGGAAGCGGUGGACAGCUAAAAAAUCUUUGGGACGGUUCUUGGGAAUGUUAAGGUCACGGAGACCAUUCGUCUGGACGAGGAAACGAGCUUAAAGGGAUUCACUCCGAAUUCUUCACGCGAGAAGGUUUCUCCUGACGGCGUACAGAGAUGGCCAUGGUUAGCGGGGGAUGGGUCAACCCCAACGGCAGCGCUAAUGGACUGAGCGAGAAGGGUUACCUGCGGGGGGAGGAGGAGGGCAGCUCGCCCCGGGCGGGGAACAGCGACGCCGAGGGCGUGGAGGAGGACAAGGCCUGUGUGGUGGACUGUGUGGUGUGUGGGGACAAAUCCAGCGGGAAGCACUACGGCGUUUUCACCUGCGAAGGGUGUAAGAGUUUCUUUAAGAGGAGCAUCAGACGGAACCUCAACUACACCUGCAGGUCAAACAGAGAGUGUCAGAUUGAUCAGCAUCAUCGGAACCAGUGUCAGUACUGCCGACUGAAGAAAUGCUUCCGGGUCGGCAUGAGAAAAGAAGCGGUCCAGCGUGGCCGCAUACCUCCCUCCCAUGCAGGCAUCAGCCCGGCCUCAAUGGUCACAGUAGGUGUCGAUGGAGGAGGAGCUCCAGGCAUGGGCGGAGAUUUUUUUAACGGUCAGGCGGUAUCUGAACUGAUCUCUCAGCUGCUGAGAGCCGAGCCGUACCCCAACAGCCGCUACGGGGCUCAGUGCGGCCAGCAGCUCCCGGGGGCCAACAGCUCCAUCAUGGGCAUCGACAACAUCUGCGAGCUGGCGGCGCGGCUGCUCUUCAGCACUAUCGAGUGGGCGCGGAAUAUUCCCUAUUUUCCCGAACUGCCCGUGUCGGAGCAGGUGGCCCUUCUUAGACUCAGCUGGAGUGAACUGUUUAUCCUGAAUGCUGCUCAAUCGGCCCUGCCCCUUCACACGGCCCCCCUGUUAGCAGCUGCUGGUUUUCACUCCUCCCCCAUGGCCGCCGACCGCGUCGUGUCCUUCAUGGACCAGGUGCGGGUCUUUCAGGACCAGGUGGACAAGCUGACGCGACUGCAGGUGGAUACCGCUGAAUACAGCUGUCUGAAAGCCAUCGCUCUUUUUACACCAGAUGCGUGCGGUCUGUCAGACCCGGCACACGUCGAGAGCCUGCAGGAGAAAGUUCAGGUGGCUUUGACCGAGUACGAGCGCAUGCAGUAUCCGGGUCAGCCCCAGCGCUUCGGCAGACUUCUGCUCCGUCUGCCCGCCCUGAGAGCCGUGCCCGCCAACCUCAUCUCUCAACUCUUCUUCAUGCGGCUGGUUGGCAAGACGCCCAUCGAAACACUUAUCCGGGACAUGCAGCUCUCCGGAAGCUCCAUCAGCUGGCCAUACGUGCCCGGACAGUAGAUGAACACACGGAAGGCUUGUUCCCCGUCCCGUCUCAGGCUUUUCCCCAUGAUUCCACAGUAACUGUGUGGAGAGAUGUUGGUCUUGUACAUACUGAAUGACUAAAGUGACAAGAUGGCACAUGUUCCUAUGCAGAUGAGCCUUGAUGGUUCACAUCAUCAGUAUCAGCAAAUGACCAGAUGGUGAUACGUAUGUGACAUUGAUCCAAAGCUUUAAGAAAGUGUUUAUAAUACAUUCUUACUGAAAGCAUAUGUACUAGUGUAGAUGUACAUUAAGAAUCUUUAUAAAGGACUGCAAUUCUGAAAGGUUGGGAUACAUACCAUAUACUUGAAAAUUCAUUGGUGAACAGUGUGUGGAAUAUUGUACUACACUCUACUGUAUAUUGCAUACUAUUUUUUUAAUAGUAUGUGAAACUGUAUGCAGUAUUCAGCCGUAAAUGCUUGAUGUCACAGGACCUUAUCAUUUUGCAAGUUAAACGUGGUGUUCGGAUAUCCUUUUAGAAAUAAACAUGGCUAUUUUGAGGAUUGAGAUUGUUCAUGUAUGAAGUAGAGAUACAGUAUUGUGUAAAUUGUGCUCUGGUUACACACUGCACAUUUUAGUGAAUGUAACAGAUCAUCAGAAAGGACAAAAUUGGAAUACUAUGCAUUUGACACAUAAUACAUGCUGUAGUAUGCUAUUCUGAACAUGUUGUCUUGUUUUAAACAGGUCUAUUCACUUUUUUACUCUGUUAAAGACUUGGUAUAAAGUUUUACAUUGCUGCCUGUGGAAAUUAUCAAAUAUUUUUGCAAGCUAAACAUACAAAAUGAAUGAUUAACAUACAAGCUCUUAUGUAAGACCAUUUGUAAACAAAGUUGCAUUUUCACGCGUGUUUUGAAAAAAUAAAAUAAAUAAACUGCAAACAAGUGAAAA